Dermatophagoides pteronyssinus (European house dust mite) is the source of this 4697-nucleotide messenger RNA. Its product is annotated as serine/threonine-protein kinase Genghis Khan-like. NCBI's taxonomy places the organism in Eukaryota, Metazoa, Arthropoda, Arachnida, Sarcoptiformes, Pyroglyphidae. Gene Ontology annotation, molecular function: ATP binding; protein serine/threonine kinase activity. Gene Ontology annotation, biological process: peptidyl-threonine phosphorylation; actomyosin structure organization. The record is from RefSeq and is a predicted model, not a curated record. Gene Ontology annotation, cellular component: cytoskeleton; cytoplasm.
CAUAUAUCUCCUUUUUACAAACAUGAGCGGUGAUAAUCAAAAUGAUGAUGAUAAUAUGUUGAUGAUGAAUGAAUCAUCAACAAUAUUGACAUUAAAUGAUCGUUUCGAACGAUUAAAUAAAUUGUUCGAUACGUCAACAACAACAACAACUACAUCAUCAUCAUCAACAUCGACAAUCAUUAUUGAUAAUAAAUGUUAUAAUUAUGAAUUUUUAUUAGAUUUAUUGAUUGCUGUUUAUACUGAUAUUCAAAGAAAUGUCAAACCAACAACCAGAGAUAAAAAUUCAAGUUCACAAAAAUUUACCAAUCUGGUUAAACCAUUAGUCGAUUAUAUACGACAAUUACAAUUGAAUUCGAAUGAUUUUGAACAGAUAAAAAUUAUUGGUAAAGGUGCAUUCGGACAAGUUUCAUUAGUCAAGUCAAAACAUGAUGAAAAAAUGUAUGCAAUGAAAGUAUUAAAUAAAAUGGAAAUGAUAAAAAGAGCUGAAAAAGCAUGUUAUAAAGAAGAACGUGAUAUUUUAGUAAAUAAUAAUACAAAUGAUUGGUUUACAAAAUUAUAUUAUGCAUUUCAAGAUUCAGAAAAUUUAUAUCUUAUUAUGGAUUAUUAUAUUGGAGGUGAUUUUCUCACAUUACUUAUGAAAUAUGAUGAUACAUUACCUGAGGAUAUGUGUAGAUUUUAUGCUGCCGAAAUUAUAUUAGCCAUUUCUACAUUACAUGCUCUUGGUUAUAUUCAUCGUGAUAUAAAACCGCCAAAUAUUUUGAUUGAUUCACAUGGUCAUAUUCGUUUGGGUGAUUUUGGUUCUUGUGUACGUGCAUCAACCGUUCGUUCGGAUUCAUCGGCACCUGUUGGUACACCGGAUUAUGUUUCACCUGAAAUUUUGGAUGUUAUUGAAGGAAAAAUCCGAAAUGAUUGUCCAUAUUCAUUCGAAACAGAUUGGUGGUCACUUGGUAUAGUGUUGUUUGAAUUAUUUUAUGGUCAAACACCAUUUUAUGCUGAAUCAUUAGUAGAAACAUAUUUCAAAAUUAUGAAUCAUAAAACACAUUUUAUCUUUCCAGUAAAUGCUGAAGUUACUGAUGAAGCAAAAGAUUUAAUAUCAAAUCUUGUAACGGAUCGUUAUUCAAGAUAUAAAAAUUUAGAAAAUUUUAAAGAACAUCCAUGGUUUACUGGUAUUGAAUGGGAUAAAAUUAGAUAUCAAACACCACCAUAUCAUCCACAAUUUUCCGGACCGGAUGAUACAUCAAAUUUUGAUAUUUCGGAUAUAAAACCAUUGAAUAGUCCAACAGCAGCAAUGAAAAUAAAUAAAGAUAUUUAUGUUGAAUUAUCGUUUGUCGGAUUUACAGCAACAUUACCGAAAAAUGUUUCAAAAUUAGAAGAUUCUAUUAAUCAUCACAAAAUGUUGGACGAAGAAAUCCAUAAAGAUAUUGAUGAACAGAAGAUAAACGAAGAUAAUGAUUAUGAUGAUAAAAGCGAUAAAACAGAUGAACAAAUUGGUUUAGAAAAUCGUUUAAAAACAAUUCAACAAGAAUAUAGUGAAAUGUCACAAUUAUUGGCUGAAGUAAAAAAAGAAAAAAAUUCUUUAUCGAAUAAAUUACGAAAUAAAGAAGGUGAACUUGAUGAACAUAUUGAAAAGAAUUCACAACUAAGACAACAAUUAAGAAAUUAUGAAAAAUUAAAACGACAACAUUUAGAAGAAAUUAGUAGUUUGCAAGCUGAUUUGGAAACACAGAAAAUUCUACGAAAACAAGAUCAAAUAAUUUUGAAAAAUCAUGAAGAAAAAAUUGAAACAUUAGAAGAUCAACUACAACGUGAUUCCGAAUCAACACAUUCAUUUACAAAUGAAAAACAAUGUUAUUUGAAAAAAAUAACCGAUUUAGAACAACAGAUUCUUCUAUUGGAAGAAGAAAAUUGUUCAAUAAAAGAAUCAAAUAAUGAUUUGAAAAAAUCAUAUAAAGAAUUAUGUUGUGAUUUGUUGAAUUUGGAUAAUCAAAAUCUUUUGUUUGAACAUGAAUUAAAAUCAAUGGUCGAAUCAGUUGCUGAACGACAACGUUGUAAUGAUUCAUUGGAAAAAAUGUUGGAUAUGUUAGAUUUUAAUAUACGAAAAUAUAAAUUUUUACAAGAAAAAAAUAAUCGUAUUAUUAGUGAUAAUCAUCAUACUCAUAAUCAACAGAUUGUUUUGGGCAACAAUAAAUCAAUACCAGCAACAACAAAUCAAUCGACAACAAGUAGCUGGCAAGAACGUCGUUCAGCUCGAGUUGAUAAACAAGAAUUACUUACGCUGCAAUUAGAAUUGAAAAGUGAAAUAUUGGAAAAACAAAAACUACAAUCCGAAUUGUUAAGAUUACAACAAGAUUUUGAUAAUGUUAAUCAACAAUUAUUGGAUUCGAAAAAUGAAAUGAAUAAAUUGAUUAAAAAACAGGUUAAAUCGACAACGGAUCAUUAUGGAUUUAAGAACAGCAAUAAUAAUCAUUCAAUAAUCGGAAAUAAUAAUGAUAAAGAAGAUGUUUCUUCUUCGUCAACAACAACAACAAAUCGAUCAUUUCUUAAAGAUUUUGUUAUCGAUAUGAAAGCCAUUUCUAAUUCUAUUAGUGGUACUAUUAGUGGUGUUGGUGGUAGAAAACAACAAAAUUUGAUAUCAUCAACAACAACAACAACAAUGAUGGAUUCAAUGAUAAAUGAAAAUUAUGAUUAUCAUAAUAAAUUUGGUCAUUCAUUUAUAAUCAGAACAUUUAUAACACCUAUUAAAUGUUAUGUUUGUACAUCGUUGAUGAUUGGUUUGGUUCGACAAGGUUAUGUUUGUGAAGUAUGUGGAUAUGCUUGUCAUGUUGAUUGUGUAGAUUCGGGAUCAUCAUGUCCAUUUGAUGAAACAAAACAACGACCGGUUGGAAUUGAUCCACAAAAAGGUAUCGGAACAGCAUAUGAAGGUUUUGUUAAAAUUCCUAAACCACGUGGCGGUGUACGAAAAGGAUGGAUACGAAUGUUUGUUGUUGUUUGUGAUUUUAAAUUAUUUCUUUAUGAUAUUAUCAAUACUGGUGAUCAAUCAAAUCUUAGUUUAGCUUAUUCAAAUAUGUCGAAUAGUAAUGAUUCAAGCUAUAAUACAUUGAUUAAUACACCAUCAAUAUCGGCUAGUACAAUUAUCGAUAUGAGAGAUGAACAUUUUAGUGUUAGCGAUGUAAAUGAAAGUGAUGUUAUUCAUGCAUCAGCUAAAGAUGUACCAUGUAUUUUUCGUAUUACAACAUCGAUGAUUGGUGAUAAUAGAGAUGGACUGCAAAAAUUUACUCAACUAAUGUUGGUCGAUAAAGAAAGUGAAAAAAAUAAAUGGAUUGAAGCAUUGACUGAAUUACAUCGUAUUAUUCGUCGAAAUAAAAUUUCACAUCGAAAUAUUCUUCGUUGUUAUCAUUUAUUAAAUACAUUACAGAUAAAUUCAUUAAGACAUAUACAUAAUAUACAUUGUUGUACAAUGUUAGAUGAAACACGUUUAUUAAUUGGUUGCGAAGAUUGUUUAUUAUGUUGUGAUUUAGAUAUACAUUCAUAUCAUCGUUUAAAUCAAUCGAAAAAAUUUAUACAAAUUUCCUAUAUACAAUCAGAACAAUUAAUUAUUGCUUUAAGUGGUAAACAAAAACAAAUCAAAUUGAUUCCAAUUCGUGCAUUAGAUAAUGAUGGUAUUGAUUGGAUUAAGCUAAGUGAAACAAAAAAUGCAUCAGCAUUUACAAUUGCAUUUGAUAAUUCAAUUGCAUAUGUUUGUGUUGCCAUACGGAAAACAUUAUCAAUUUAUGAAAUUACACAUAAAAAAUCUCGUUACAUUUUUCAUCAUGAAAUUCAAAUGCCAGUCAAUAUUCAAACAUUAAAUACAUGUAGACAGAAUUUAAUUGGUGUUGGUACUAGUUCAAAUUUUAUUGUUUAUCAUGUUAAUCGUACGGAACAGCCAUUAUAUUUGGUUAAUCAAGAUUCACCGGAUCUAAUUUAUUUAAUACAAAAUUCAAUUGAUCCAUUUCUUUGUGAACCGAUUGGUGAUAAUGAAUGGUUAUUGGUGUUUGCACAUUAUGGUGUUUAUGUUGAUGAUCAUGGAAAACGAACUAGAUGUUUAGAGUUACAAUAUCCAUCACAACCAAUUGCUGCUUCGAUUUUAAGAUCGGAUUCAAAACAAACUUCUUACCUAUUGAUAUUUGCAUUGACACAUAUCGAUGUUUUCGAUAUCAAUGAAAUACGAUGGAUACAGACAAUCAAUAUUAAAGCUACAAGACCAUUACAAACAUUUGCUAAUAAUAUUUUAUUCUGUAAAACUAAUGCAUUAGAUUUACCAAAUCUAAUUCAAAUAACCAUAAAAGAUGACAAUCUAAUACGUGUAUCGGGUGAUAAUAUUAAAGCAUUUACAUUGACCAAUCUUAAUCAAAAAAGUAUUCAAAGCCAAAAUCAAGAUUUUAAAAAGAAUAUGAAAAUCAAGAUUAGUGCACCGACUGAUUUUAGUCACAUAUCACAUUUGGGUCCUGGAUCUGGUCCAUUUUCGGCCAAUCUUAUUGAUUUAAACGAUAUUAAAGAGAAAAAAUUUUUGGAUCAUCAAUCAACAAAAGAUUCAUUAUCCAAAAGUCAUACAUCAUUACAACAAUAUAAAUGAUGAAUCAAUCAACUUCUACUUAUUUAUUAUUAUUAUUUAUACUCUUCUCUUCUAUACUUAUUUGCUUAUAUUUUGUUUGUUUUUU